Molecule: messenger RNA, 3780 nt
Organism: Scylla paramamosain (green mud crab)
Lineage: Eukaryota; Metazoa; Arthropoda; Malacostraca; Decapoda; Portunidae
Product: calcium-activated chloride channel regulator 4-like
Source: RefSeq, a predicted model, not a curated record
AGCGAUUUGUUUAAUCUUUUUUUUUUUUUUCUCCUUCUCUCUCUCGCCUCCACUCUUUCUUUUCAUGUGUUAAAGAGCGCCACUAUUUUGGCCCCAUCUCUCUUCUGCCCCUUGCGACUUGAAGUGUUAUUUCCUCACACAGAUUUCGUCUAUUCUGUAUAUGACAAGACGCACAACCGCAUCGCGCCCACCAAGCACAACGCCCAGUGCGGGGGGCGCUCCGCCUGGGAGAUCAUCCAGCAGACCAGUGACUUCGCCGGCGGGAGGAAUCCAGUCAGCAAUGGGAGCCGCGGCCUGGAGCCCAUCCUGAGGUUCGUGCAGCAGGCCAACCCGCGCUUUGUGUUGGUCAUCGAGGACACCGCCACCAUGAACCUGCAGCGGCGGUGGGAGUUUCUCAGGAAGGCGAUGCGCCGUGUGGUGGUGUACGACGUUCCAGACGGGGCACACAUCGGCGUGGUCACCUUCCGCUCAGUGGCCAGCACCGUGGCGCCGCUCACUUACAUCGAGAGUGAAGACUCUGACAUGAGACAGCGGGUGGGAUCCUCCCUCCCCCGCAACCCGUCCACAGUGCCCGAGAGCCAGAAAUGUCUCCUGUGCGGCCUGCAGGAGGCGGUGCGCGUACUGGAUGAGGACAACAAGGGUGCCAACGGUGCCACGAUUAUCCUCGUCACCACGGGUUCGGGCCCCGCGCCACGCCGGGAAGUGGACGAGAUGAUUACUUUAGCAGCGCAGCGGAACUUGAGGAUCGAGGUUGUGCUGUACCCUCUAACGGAGCGACGCGGUGCCGCCUCGGCAUCCCAUGGUCUGGAGCCCCUCGUGGAGGCGACGCACGGCACGCUCCACACGGUAAUGGACGAGGGCGUUGGCAACGACUCAAAGGUGAAGAUGAUGGUGGCCCUGAUGGACGCCUUGCUGGCCGCUGUGCAGCGUAACGCCCCGCCAUCUUCAAGCUCCACGGUGCUUGUCCACAGCGCAGACUACCCCGGCGGCAUUGCUUCCAUGUCUGACGGCUCUUUCGCCCUGGACUCUUCGCUGGGACCCGACGCUCGUUUUUCCGUCUAUUACUACGACCUCAACCAUGUGGGUAACAUUAUUCAGCUGACGGCGCCCUCAGGCCACAUGAUCGCCUCAGUCAAUGUGCAGGAAGAGGAUGGUGAUGUGAACAUGAUCUUCGUCAACUUGGAGAAGGCUGAGCGUGGUUUGUGGGCGUACAGCGUGGAGAACCGUGCUGACUCCCACCAGGGGCUGUACGUGCAGGUCACCGCCAAGCGUAACUCCUCCUCGGGCCUCAACGUGCGCCUCUGGACCAGCUCAGGCUCGCGCACUAUCAAUUCCUCGGACCCAUCCUCGCCCGUGAGGCUGUACGCUGAGGUGAAGAUGGGCGUGGCGCCGGUCAUGAAGGCCCGCGUGGUGGCCAAGCUGCAGCGCCUCGGCACCAACACCACAGGCAGCAACUACCGACCCAUCUACCUCGACCUUUGGGACAACGGCAUUGGUGACCCGGACAUCACCCGUGGCGAUGGCAUCUACUCCCGCUACCUGCCUCCGCUCCAGGGCAACCCGGGUCGCUACCUGCUGACAGCCGACGUGGACUACAACAGCGGCCUGGCGGUAGUGGCUAAGGGGCCGCCGACCCGCCAUCACAAGGUGCCCGCCUCACACCUGCCGCACUACUACCAGCACGGCUACGACACCUGGAGCAGCGACCAGACGUGCUGCGGCUACAGCUUGUCUCAUGUACACACUCGCCGCGCCGCGCCUUUCCUGCGGCACGUGACGUGGGGGGUGCUGGAGGUGGUGUCUCCCUCACCCUCUCGCGACGUGACGCCGCCCUCUCGCAUCCUCGACCUACGCGUCGAGGUCAACGACACAGUGCACGAGAUUACACUGCGCUGGACCGCCCCUGGGGAUGACUGGGACGUGGACCGUUCUCACCACUACGAGGCGGUGGUGGCUCCCCUGUGGCGCGAGGCGAGAGCUUUCCAAGGGGAUCACCUGACGGGCCUACCGAAGCCACUGCCCGCAGGCGCGCUGCACACCACUAACCUGCACUUCGUCAGAUAUGAGGAGCUCUGGUACAUCAGUCUACGGGCGGUGGACGAGGCAGGAAAUGUGGGCGGUGUUGGGAACAUCGCAGCCCUUUGGGUACCACGCCCUCCCACCACCUACGAGAUCACCACCAGGACUCAGCCGGCUCUCACCACCUCGGGCAACUACACCAUGCCCUCGGAGCUCGGGUCUGGCAGGCCGGUGGGCAUGGCGGACCUGCAGCUGGAGGAUGUGGCAGUCAUUCUGGGGAGCAUUGGAGGCUUCCUGAUAGUGGUGGCGGUGCUCGCCUCCUACUGUUACUGCCACACCACCAGGCGGAGGAAGCAGCAGCGUGAAAAGGACGCCGAAAAGGUGCAGGGGAAUGGCAGCAGCGGCGGUAAUGUGCUGGUGAAGUCCGGGUCGCUGUGUGGCGAUGAGCGCGGCGGCGGCAGCCACGAGUCCCUGGACAGCGUGGUGAAGGACGCGCCCGAGACGGCCAGGGACGGCCGCCCGCUCUCUCCCGUCCAGUCAUGGGGAGCCACCACCCUCCUACAGGAACACGAGCGUCGACUGUCCAUCCACAGCGGGGCCCCCGAUGAGAAUCAAGUGACCUACCAGGUGGACGGCGCCCCCCUCCAUGCCCCCUUUCCUGACGUGACGGUGACAGACUACCGCCCGGUGCCUACAGGCAGUGAGCCCCCAGUCUACCUGCCGUGCCCUCACGAAGAGAACCCCUGCUCCUGCACCGCCCCAGGCCCGGACUACACCAGCUACGCCGCCGCCUGGGACGACCCGCUCACCGGCCACCUGCUGGCCCGCGCCCGCCCUGCCGCCCCUGCCGGGCCCACCGGCCCAGCCGCCACCGGCCCCAUGCAGGCGAUGCCGCAGCAGGCGGACCGCAAGCGCCGGAACGUGACCCAGGUGUAAUUGUCCUCGGGCGGCGAGCAGUGCCAAGAGGCUGAGGCGUGUGGUGCUCCCUGCUCAAUUCCUCCAUACUGUACACUGUGAGGCGCACGUCCGCUGUGUGCCCUCUCUGUGCUGGUGCGUCGCUGGCUUCACACUCGCUGUUCUGAAAAUAACACGCAAGACUCUUCCUCAAGUGAACAUAACGACUGUGUUGAACGCUGCGUGGUGAGGCCGCGCGUGCCGCUGCGACUUCGGCCUCCCGUGACGAGGAGGCCGCUCCGGCAGUCUCGCCAGGAACUCUGGAGGAUGAGUCCGAUCAAUCAGACUUUUUCUCGCCACAGCCGGUGAGUGACCUCGGCUCGGCGAGAUGUGUGCGGGUCGGCGCGCUCCGCGGCUCCUGAGGUGGAGGCUCGACCCUCCCGAGCACCGUGAUCUCACCUGCAUUAUCCUGUAACCGUUACUUCAGCUUUCCGACUGAAUGCCGAGUGAAUGAAACCAUUUUAUUUCGAGUGAAGUGUAAAGAGAACGAAUGCGAGGGACCAAACUAUAAACUAUUCCGCUAUGUUUCAACAACUUUACAUAUUAUCUUUUUAAUGAUCGUCUUUUGUUUGACAGAACGCAUAUCAUAGCUCAUGUAUCAUAAACUAGCAACACUCCAAAAAUAAUGUAGAGGUUUAAUGUUUAAUGUGAUACUUGUAAAUAACUUGGUGUGACAAGCCUCUCUAGUAUUCUUUAUCUUUCAAUUCAUCUCAUUUACUUCUCCUGAUCUACCUACUCACAUACAAUUAUAAUUCUCGAAAUAAUAAUAUUAAAAAAACAUCAAUCUUUGCUUCCUUUUUUUUUUUU